Molecule: messenger RNA, 1197 nt
Organism: Tetranychus urticae (two-spotted spider mite)
Lineage: Eukaryota; Metazoa; Arthropoda; Arachnida; Trombidiformes; Tetranychidae
Source: RefSeq, a predicted model, not a curated record
AUGAAACUAAUCUGGAUUUUAUUUGUUUUCAUAAAUGUUAUCCAUCUAGUUGAACUUCGUUCAGCUUUACUGGCAAACCAAAAUAGACUCGGCUCACCUGGUGCCUUAUCUGGACUGAGAAAUGGCUUACCCAAUCCUGGUUCAAAAGCUGGUUCCGCUGCAAAAGCAUCUUCAAUGGCCAAAGGAGUGAGUCAACCUUCGUCACCAUUGAGUUCCGAUGAUGAUUCGACUUCAGCCAGCGAUUCUAGUGCAGCAUCGGAUGCAAGUGCAGAUGCAUCUUCAAGUCUUAAAUCGAAAUCUGGUUUAUUAGGUAAAAAAUCGAAAGCAAGUGGCAGUCCAUUAGACAGUACAGAUGUGGACUCGCUUUCAGGCAUCGGGAAGAAAGUACCGAGUAAAUCACUCAAGAGCCCCCUUUCAACCUCCAAUUCAACAUCAUCUGAAUCUGAUGCAGAUGCUAGCUCUGCCUCUGGUGCAGACUCUAGUUCAACCUCUGAUUCAGAUUCUGAUUCUAGCCCUGAUUCAAAAGAAAAAUCCAAAUCAACUUUACCUCCCAAAUCUGAUUCUUCCAGCAAAACUAAUUCCACUUCAGAUUCCUCAUCUAAAUCCAAAACGGACGAAGAUUCUGAUUCGGUAGAUGAUUUUUAUGAGUCAAUUGCUUCUGCAUCGGUAACUACAGAGAGCUCAAAAUCAUCUAGUUCACCAAAAGACGACGAUAAAGACAAGAGUGAUGACGCUUCAGGCUCAAAAGGAUCGAAAUCAACAACCACUUCAGACUCCACGUCAUCAGAAUCCCCAACAUCUUCUUCAUCCACAACAUUGGCCUCACUUACGUUUACCAAUGCAACUGAAAAGCCAACAGAAGCUACUACUGCUGACUCGUGGUCUAACCUUUUUGCUGGUUCAUACUGGAGUAAAUCAAAGGCGAAAUCAUCAAGUUCUGCUGGUUCCAGUUCUGGAUCAGAGUCAAAUUCAUCUUCUGCAAGUUCCUCAACUAAUGAUUCAACAAAUGAGACUCUAUCAGUUGAUUUAGGGACUUUAAAGUCACCUGCUUUGACUAAAGAGGUUGAUGGUAUUUUAUCAAAAGCCAAUUCAAAGAUGAAGUCCAUUGCUUCAAGUUUGCUCAAUUUAAUGAGUCAAACGGCACUUGAUUUAGCAGUUGCUGUAUCCAAAUCUGGCAUUAAUACGCCAAGAGCAUGA